This is a messenger RNA of Haplochromis burtoni (Burton's mouthbrooder), 1467 nucleotides long. It is a transcript of the gene fn3krp, whose product is annotated as fructosamine 3 kinase related protein. The transcript has 6 exons. The record is from RefSeq and is a predicted model, not a curated record. Bases 138 to 1070 code for a protein of 310 amino acids. Lineage: Eukaryota; Metazoa; Chordata; Actinopteri; Cichliformes; Cichlidae.
AAGUCCUGGUUGGCUGCCGCAACGGAAACUGUCAGAAAGACUUUCAUACCCGCAUUUGCGAUGCGUAGGUGGUUUUAGUCCUGCUGUAACUGUCCUGGAACUGAUGAUAAAUAAUCAUCAGAAUCAGAAUCAGAAUCAUGGAAGCUAAGUUAAAGAAGGAGUUGGGGACAACCAUGCUGAAAUCAUCUGGUCAUGCUGGAGGUGGAUGCAUCAGCGAGGGACAGAGUUAUCAUACUGACACUGGGAAAGUGUUUGUAAAGAUAAAUCACAAGAGUGAGGCCAAACUGAUGUUUGAUGGAGAAAUGGCCAGUCUGGAGGCUAUUGUAAAGACAGAAACCGUGAAAGUCCCCAAGCCCAUAAAGGUGAUUGAGCUUGACACAGGAGGCUCUGUAUUUGUGAUGGAACAUCUGGACAUGAACAGUCUUAGCAACAGGUACUCAAAACGGCUAGGAGAGAAAAUGGCAGAUCUGCAUCUUCACAACAAGAAACAACUGGAAAAAUUAAAUAAAGAGCAGCAGACAGUGGGAAAAGGAGCGGGGCAGUCAGAUGUGGCUGCUGUUGAAAAAUUUGGCUUCCAUGUAACUACAUGCUGUGGAUAUCUGCCACAGGACAAUCAAUGGCAGAGUGAUUGGGUUCCAUUCUACACCCAGCAGAGGCUACAGCACCAGCUUAACAUGGUGGAGAAAUCGUAUGGAGACAGGGAGACCAGAGAACUAUGGGCUGAGUUACAGCUGAAGAUCCCUCAGUUCUUCAAAGAUGUGGAGAUAGUCCCUGCUCUCCUACAUGGAGAUUUAUGGGGAGGAAACGUGGCAGAAUGUGCAGACGGCCCAGUCAUCUUCGAUCCUGCUUCCUUCUACGGCCACUCUGAGUUUGAGUUGGGUAUUGCCGGGAUGUUUGGUGGCUUCAAUAGUGCUUUUUACUCUGCAUACCACAGCAAGAUUCCCCAAGCACCAGGAUUUGCAAAGAGGAACCAGCUUUACCAACUCUUCCACUACCUGAAUCACUGGAACCACUUUGGUGGUGGUUACAAAGGUUCUUCCAUAAGAGUUAUGAAGACCCUGCUGAAAUAAACACACUCACAGGCACUCUUAGAAAGCAUUGCAGUCUUACAUUGAAGUAUUAUGCGAUUUUGCUUAUUUGACCAAAAACAGUGUGUGAAGACACUAAACAACACAUCUAACACUUUAAUGUCUUCUGUACUGUGCAGAAAAUACUGACCUAACAUAGAAAAAACAGUUGCAUCCUGCCAGCUCAUCUGACACUUUCCUGCUUCCUAAUAUUUAAAACAGAAUCUGCAAAUAAAUUCUGUAUUUUGCACAAGGUGUUACAGUGAAUUAAGUGUUUAUAGACAUAAAUUAAACAAAACUUGCAAAUCAGAAGUCUGUACUACACACCAAUGACUGAACUUAAAAAUUAUUGUUUUUUAUUUAUUUAUGUUAAUAUUGAGGAAUCCUUUAUAAGCAGGUA